AUGCUUUCCUCUACUGAGACCAUUGAUGUCAUCGCAGAGACAUUGCAGGUUCACAAAGUUCCUAUUGUUGUGCUUGAUCCGGUCAUGGUUUCCACUAGUGGAUCACAAUUACUACCAGAGAGAGCAGUCAAGGAAUUAAGAGCAAAGUUACUUCCCCUUACUACCAUUUUGACACCCAACAUUCCAGAGGCCCUGCUUUUGUUGAAGGACGCUGGUGCAGAGGUCCCCGAGCCAACAGACCUCGAUGAAAUGAUCGAACUUGCCAAGAAAAUUUGCUCUUUGGGUCCUCAGGCGGUACUUUUGAAGGGCGGUCAUCUUCCUCUGACAAAGGAUCAUAAGAUAUCCCAUGAUCCGAGAGAGGCGACUAAUGUGGUCGAUAUUCUUUUUGACGGAAAGACAGCGACCUUGUUUGAAACUGAGUUUUUGACAUCUAAGAAUACCCAUGGCACAGGCUGCUCGCUUGCUUCCGCCAUUGCUGCUAACCUGGCAUCCGGAAAGGACCUGAUCAGAUCUGUUCGCAAUGCCGUACGAUUUGUCGAGUACACAUUGGACCGCCCAGAUGUGCAACGAGUAUGGCAGGAGUUCACUCACCAUGACUUUGUCAAGGGUAUGGGUCAAGGUGAUCUGCCUCUCGAACACUUCAAGGCCUAUCUCGUGCAAGAUUACCUCUAUCUGUCGGCCCAAAUCGUCCUUCAUAUUCAGCGGGAAAUGGCAUUGCACAUUGACUACUGUACCUCUUUUGGUCUUUCAAAGCAGGAGAUGGAAGACACACCCGAGACCAUCGGUAGCUAA
Penicillium soppii is the source of this 792-nucleotide messenger RNA. RefSeq lists its product as uncharacterized. Gene Ontology annotation, molecular function: hydroxymethylpyrimidine kinase activity; phosphomethylpyrimidine kinase activity. The record is from RefSeq and is a predicted model, not a curated record. Gene Ontology annotation, cellular component: cytosol. The transcript has 4 exons. The coding region runs from base 1 to 792 and encodes 263 amino acids. Gene Ontology annotation, biological process: thiamine biosynthetic process. NCBI's taxonomy places the organism in Eukaryota, Fungi, Ascomycota, Eurotiomycetes, Eurotiales, Aspergillaceae.